CUUUAUGUACAAGGAAUCAUGAUACCCUUUUAAAUGCUCAAGGAAGAAUAAGCUGCAUGUUUUUUCCGGCAAAACAAUCUCAUCCCAAUUGCAAGUGUUUGUACAUGGCACUUUCUCUUUACCCUUCAUCCUAACUAUUCCCUUUCAUCCCUGUCUGAAGUUCACAAUUAUCACUUCACCGCGAGACACCAUAUAUUAAAUGCCUCUUUUUCUGCUUUAUGCUUUCCCGCUGUGCUUGUUAAAGCAUCUGUAAUUUGUCUGGAGCUCUUAAUAUUCUUUAUUGGUGAAUUUCUUUUCUUACGCAGUUUGUUAUGCUCUCUAUUUUACUGCUCGUUGUUUGUUUUGUGACGAACCUUCACCAUUAAAAGGGCAAGGGUCCUAACCGACAGAAAUUGUCAGCAAUCAUGGAUGAACUCAAGCCUUCCAAGAAUUCGAGGGCUGCUAAAUCAAGGACCAUAGACUUUCAUGCAUCAGUCAAGGAGAAGAAAAAAUAUCCACCUAAUGUUACACGCAAUACAAAAUACAACAUUUUCACCUUCUUGCCUAUAGUACUAUGGGAACAGUUCAAAUUCUUUUUGAAUCUGUAUUUUUUACUCGUAGCGCUUUCACAGUUCAUACCUGCGCUAAAAAUUGGCUACAUUAUUACCUAUGUGGCGCCACUCUGUUUUGUUUUAGCAGUGACAAUAGGCAAGGAGGCUGUGGAUGACAUGAAACGAUACCGACGAGACCAGGAAGCUAAUUCACAGCGCUAUCAGAAGCUUACACCUUCAGGGUUUAAAAUGGUCCCAUCUUCAAAGAUCAAAGUUGGCGACAUGAUUGUUGUCAACAAAAAUCAGAACGUUCCCGCAGAUAUGGUCUUGUUGAGAACUACAGAAGAGUCAGGUGCAUGCUUUAUAAGGACAGACCAACUCGAUGGAGAGACAGAUUGGAAAUUGCGAUUAGCUGUACCGUCUUGUCAGGCUUUACCAAAUGACGAAUCGCUUUUGGAGUUGAAUGCCUCGAUUUAUGCAGAUUCGCCUCACAAGGAUAUUCACAGCUUUGUUGGAAAUUUUACAAAGGAAGGCGAUGGGCCCGGUCCACAUACAGAGUCGUUGAGCGUUGACAACACACUCUGGACGAACACAGUGGUGGCAUCCGGAAAUGCUAUUGGCUUUGUCAUCUAUACUGGUAGAGAUACGCGUGCUGUUAUGAACACAAACCAUCCAAAGACAAAGAUCGGCUUGCUGGAUACGGAAGUCAAUCGCCUCUCAAAGAUUCUUUGCGCAUUCACCUUGACAUUAUCGUUGUCAAUGAUCGCACUUAAUGGGUUUCAAGGCCUAUGGUAUAUAUACUUGUUCCGUUUCUUGAUUCUCUUCUCAUCAAUCAUCCCUAUUUCAUUACGUGUGAACCUGGAUAUGGGGAAAACUGUGUAUGCAUGGCAAAUUAUGAAUGACAAGGAAAUUCCAGGUACCAUUGUCCGAACAAGUACAAUUCCGGAGGAACUUGGACGCAUUGAAUAUUUGUUAUCAGAUAAGACGGGCACUUUGACGAAGAAUGAUAUGGAGCUGAAAAAACUACAUAUGGGGACUAUGUCAUACAGUGUAGAUACAAUGGAUGAGAUUUCAACACAUUUGGACACUGCUUAUUCCCAACACUCAAGCGGAUUCAACAGGGCGCGUGGAGUUGCAUCAGCUCCAUCGCAUGUUGGCGGUAACAAAGCUAGACGCGACAUUUCUUCUCGUGUCCGAGAUAUCGUCCAAGCUUUGGCUGUAUGCCAUAACGUCACACCUGUUGAAGAGGACAACGGAAGCAUCACUUAUCAAGCUUCUUCGCCUGACGAGGUUGCCAUUGUGAAGUGGACCGAGAACGUUGGGCUAACAUUAGUUUUCAGAGACAUCAAUAAUAUCCACAUCAGAAAUUCUAACGGUGACAUCUUUGAGUUCGAAAUAUUGCAGGUUUUUCCAUUCACCAGUGAAACAAAACGCAUGGGUAUCAUUGUCCGGGACUUGGCCACAGGUGAAAUUACCUUUUACGAGAAGGGGGCGGAUGUGGUCAUGGCUAAGAUCGUGCAAUAUAAUGAUUGGCUAGAAGAAGAAUGUGGCAACAUGGCUCGCGAGGGUUUAAGAACUUUGGUUGUAGCCCGGAAGAGACUCUCAGAGGAAUUGUAUCAGGAGUUUGAAUCAAAGUACCAUGUAGCUAAGACUAGUAUCUCGGAUAGAACCAACGCCAUGAACGCAGUUGUUCACCAAGUCCUCGAACAGGAGCUUGAAUUGCUUGGUUUGACAGGCGUCGAGGAUAAAUUGCAGGACGGCGUUAAGACCACACUAGAGCUAUUGAGAAAUGCUGGACUAAAAAUCUGGAUGUUGACUGGAGACAAGAUCGAGACUGCGACGUGCAUUGCUAUUUCAUCCAAGCUUGUAGCCAGGAACCAAAGCAUUCACCAAAUUGCCAAAUUAAAAAAUCCAUUGGAUGCACAGGAUGAGCUGGAUUUGCUUAGAGGCAAGAAGGAUUGCUGUCUAGUGAUUGAUGGCGAGUCAAUCCAGCUUUGCCUCGACUAUUUACGCGAGGAGUUUAUUGAAAUAACAGUUCGAUUGCCUGUCGUUGUUUGCUGCCGUUGCUCUCCAACCCAAAAAGCUGAUAUUGCUCGUUUGAUUAAGCAAUAUACAAAGAAGCGCAUCUGCUGCAUAGGUGAUGGAGGAAAUGAUGUUUCUAUGAUUCAGCAGGCCGAUGUUGGUGUUGGUAUUGUCGGCAAGGAAGGAAAACAGGCGUCACUUGCUGCGGACUUUUCUGUCAACCAGUUCUCAUAUCUGACAAAACUUUUACUUUGGCAUGGACGUAAUUCAUACAAGCGCUCAGCCAAGUUGUCGCAGUUUGUGAUUCACCGUGGGUUGAUUAUUUCAAUCAUGCAAGCGGUCUUUUCGGCUAUGUUUUAUUUUGCACCUAUUGCAUUAUAUCAGGGCAUGUUGAUUGUAGGAUAUACAACCAUUUAUACCAACGCCCCUGUAUUUUCGUUGGUAUUAGAUCGGGAUGUUCCCGAAGAUAUCGCAUUGUUGUAUCCAGAGUUGUACAGGGAUUUAACAAAAGGAAGAUCAUUGUCAUACAAGACUUUCUUCAGUUGGCUUUUGAUUAGUGUCUAUCAAGGCGGUGCGAUCAUGAUAUUAUCCAUUUGGUUGUUUGAGAAUCAAUUUGUGAACAUCGUUUCGAUCUCAUUCACGGCACUAGUCUUGAAUGAGUUGCUAAUGGUUGCUUUGGAGAUCAAUACAUGGCACCGGCUUAUGAUUGUGUCCGAGAUUGCCACUCUUGUUAUCUAUGUUGUUUCAAUGGUUUUCUUGCCAACUUAUUUUGAUUUGGACUUCAUUCUGACGAAAACAUUUGUGUGGAAGGUUGCAGUAAUCACUAUGGUGAGUAGUUUCCCACUCUAUGUGAUCAAGGCCCUUCGCCGGAAGUUCGCGCCACCAAGCUACUCGAAGUUGACAGGAUAGGAGAACAGUUGAGGAAUGAAAGAUACACGAACACACAUCCAUUCACUGUCGUACAAUAAAAAUUUUAAACUGC
Molecule: messenger RNA, 3534 nt
Organism: Lobosporangium transversale
Lineage: Eukaryota; Fungi; Mortierellomycota; Mortierellomycetes; Mortierellales; Mortierellaceae
Exons: 11
Coding region: 405-3461 (1018 amino acids)
Biological process (GO): phospholipid translocation; endocytosis; retrograde vesicle-mediated transport, Golgi to endoplasmic reticulum
Cellular component (GO): plasma membrane; trans-Golgi network; endosome
Molecular function (GO): ATP binding; ATP hydrolysis activity; ATPase-coupled intramembrane lipid carrier activity
Source: RefSeq, a predicted model, not a curated record